AUCUUCUGUAAGUGGUUAUCGUUCUCCAUGGGAUGCGCUUUACCCUCCCCCUCCUAAUUUCCCCGCCACUUUCCACUCUCACUCCACUCUUUUCCUUUCUCUCCUUUUAAUCUCUUCAGUUCGUUAUUGACCGUUAAAAAAAGUCACCCAUUUCAGGUUGCAUCUAUAGUUUCUUUAGUCUUUUGGAGGAAAUAUGUCUGAAGGAACAAGUCUAGUGAUGGAAUCUUCUGAGAAUGGCACGGAUUUAUCCCAAGAUGAUGUUGGCACAACAGGGGAAACUCCCGAAGACUCGAUUUUGUCACGACAGACAUCGGUGAACCUCGUUCCGUUUAUUGGCCAGAGGUUUGUGUCUCAAGAAGCAGCAUAUGAAUUCUAUUGCAGCUUCGCGAAGCAAUGUGGAUUUUCUAUCAGACGUCACCGCACUCGAGGCAAGGAUGGGGUCGGCCGGGGAAUAACAAGAAGGGAUUUCACUUGCCACCGUGCUGGAUAUCCACAGAUGAAGCCAUCUGAAGAUGGGAAGACGCAGAGGAACCGAAAAUCCUCGAGGUGUGGUUGUCAGGCUUAUAUGCGGAUCGUUAAGCGAGCAGACUUUGAUCAUGUCCCUGAAUGGCGUGUCACGGGCUUUAGCAACAUCCAUAACCACGAAUUGCUGAAAUCGAAUGAAGUUAGUCUUCUUCCGGCCUAUUGUGUCAUAUCUCCCGAUGACAAGAGCCGGAUUUGCAUGUUUGCAAAAGCCGGAAUGUCUGUGAGACAAAUGAUGAGAUUGAUGGAGCUAGAGAAAGGUGUUAAGCUUGGUUGCUUACCCUUUACCGAAAUAGAUGUGAGAAACCUAUUGCAGUCUUUUAGAAAUGUUGACAGAGACAGUGAUGCUAUUGAUCUUAUUGCAAUGUGCAAGAAACUGAAAGAUGAGAACCCCAACUUCAAAUAUGACUUCAAGAUAGAUGGCAACAACAGGUUGGAGCACAUUGCCUGGUCUUAUGCUUCAUCUGUUCAGUUGUAUGAGACGUUCGGAGACGCUGUAGUUUUCGACACGACUCACCGGUUGGAGGCGUAUGAUAUGUUGUUGGGAAUUUGGCUUGGAGUAGACAAUCAUGGAAUGACUUGUUUCUUUGGUUGUGUGCUUCUAAGGGAUGAGAAUAUGCAAUCUUUUUCCUGGGCCUUGAAGACAUUUUUGGCGUUCAUGAAAGGAAAGGCUCCGCAGACGUUAUUAACGGACCACAACACAUGGCUGAAAGAGGCCAUUGUUAAUGAAAUGCCUCAAACGAAGCAUGCAUUUUGCAUAUGGCACAUCAUAGCAAAGUUCUCUAACUGGUUUUCUGUGCUGCUCGGAUCGCAUUAUGAUGAGUGGAAAGCGGAGUUUCAUCGGCUUUACAACUUAGAUUUGGUAGAAGAUUUCGAAGAAGGAUGGAGAGACAUGAUCAACAAAUAUGGACUCCACGCAAAUAGGCACAUUAUCAGCUUAUAUGCACUUCGUACGUUUUGGGCUUUAGCCUUCUUGAGGCACUUUUUCUUCGCAGGAAUGAUGCAUACAUCUCAGGCAGAGUCGAUCAACACCUUUAUCCAACGAUUUUUGAGCGCACAGUCACAGCUAGACCGUUUCAUAGAUCAUUUAGCUGAUGUUGUUGAGUUUAAAGACCGGGCAGGAGCAAAGCAAAAAUUGCAGCAGAAACUGCAGAAGGUCUGCCUCAAAACAGGCUCACCGAUCGAAUCACACGCCGCGUCUGUUCUCACUCCUUAUGCCUUUGGCAAGCUCCAAGAGGAGCUUGUGCUGGCGCCUCAGUAUGCAUCCGUGUUGUUAGAUGAAGGUUGUUUCCAAGUCAGAUACCACACACAAAUGAAUGGUGGCUGCAAAGUGAUCUGGCUUCCUUGUCAAGAGCACAUCAGUUGUAGCUGCCACCAGUUUGAGUUCUCAGGCAUCCUAUGUAGGCAUGUUCUCCGUGUCCUCUCAACCAAUAACUGCUUCCACAUCCCAGACCAGUACCUACCAACCCGUUGGCGCGAUGUCAGCUCAUCAACUUCCACCUACUCCUUUCAAAAUACGGCCAUAAGAGAUCACUCCGGAAAGGUUCAGUUCCUAGAGUCCAUGGCUUCCACUCUUGUCACAGAAUCAAUUGAGACAGAGGAGCGCCUGGACGCAGCCUGUGAGCAAAUCUCCAUGGUGUUAUCGAGGAUCAAAGACCUUCCUCGCGCAAUGCAUAGCGCGAACGACGCCUACAAUUGUCCCUCAGAUUCGUUGAUUCUUCAGGAAGUGGAAGACGAAGAUGGAAUUGUUCGGUUCGCAAUUGGGAAUGCUCACGAAUCUGUCUCCUCAGGAAAGCUCAAGGAAAGAAGAGCAAGAGAUGGGGUUGACAUUGCUAGAAAGAGAAGGCAUUUUUCGGGGACUUGUUGUGGACAGUUUGGGCAUGAUGCAUCUGAGUGUCAUCUAAUGGGAGGUGAUCAUUUGAAUGGAGAUGCACUUGGGUACUUGUAGGGUUAUAGCACUGAAAAUGGAAGCAAGUCUAUAAACGAAUAGUGACAACCUUAUGUGGUAGAGCUUUUUCCCUUAUAAGUCAAUAAUUAUAUAUAUAUAUAUAUAUAUAUAUAUUUAUCAACGUGAGGAUUUGAGCUCAAUUCUACGUAUUACGUACACUCAGAUACCACCACAUAAUUCAAGU
Morus notabilis is the source of this 2654-nucleotide messenger RNA. Its product is annotated as protein FAR1-RELATED SEQUENCE 11. Gene Ontology annotation, molecular function: zinc ion binding. The record is from RefSeq and is a predicted model, not a curated record. Gene Ontology annotation, biological process: regulation of DNA-templated transcription. The coding region runs from base 194 to 2470 and encodes 758 amino acids. The transcript is spliced from 4 exons. Lineage: Eukaryota; Viridiplantae; Streptophyta; Magnoliopsida; Rosales; Moraceae.